GUCUAUUAAUUAAUUAAUAAUUAAAAAUAAGGCAAUAAAAUAUAUUGCAAUGCAUUUAGAUGUGCUUUCUUGAUAAAAAAUGUAUCUAAUUUUGAUGUGCUCCUUAUGUUGUAUUAAUUUUAAUAAAUAUUGUAAAUUUUGUGUAAACCAUGGCUUCUGGAGCAUCAUCUCUAGAAAGCACAGGGAGUAAUGGAGGUACUUUACAACAAAUGUUCAACACAAGUAAAGAUCGAUCUAUAACCAGCAACUCCCUUACAAUGAAUGAUUGUGAAAUAUUAAAACAACAACAUGAUAAGGUUGUUGAAGAGUUGAAUACAGUGCGAAGACAACAGACUGAAGCUAACAGGAGAUGUGAUCAUGCUAUGAAGGAGUUAGAAUAUUACAGAGGACAGCAUAGAGCAGUCAUGAGUCAAUUAGAAGGCGCUUCUCAAGAAAUGGUCAAUUUGAAAACAAAGUACAAUAAUUUAGCUUCUGAAAAACAAAGAAGUGAUAGGCAGGUUCAACAACUACAAGAAGAAAUUUCAAGCUUACAUUCGGAUACUUUGAUUUAUGAAUCCACAAAUGGAGAUACAAGUUCAGUGCCACUUAGAAAAUAUGACUCAAUUAAAAAUCAGUAUGAAUCUUUAAGGAAACGUUAUGACGAUUUAAUGGAAAUUCACAAAUCUGUUGAAAAUAAAAUGGAACAAGCAGUUGACGAUAACACAAUGUUAAAAAAACAGUUCGAAGAUUUAUCACAGGAAAAACUCGCUGCUGUUAGAGAACGCAACAAUGUGAAACAGCAAUAUACUGCAGCAAUUAGAGAACUUGAUAUGGCAAUUCGCCAAAGAAAUGAAUAUAAAGAAGCACUAUCUAAAAUUACUGGACAGUAUGAAGAAGCAAUAAAAGAAAUUAAUCAAGCAAUGGCAGUUAGAAUGAAAGCAUCCAAGGAUUUAAAACGACUUACUGAAGAACGUAAUGCCGCCUUGCAAGAAUACACAUUAAUUAUGUCAGAAAGGGACAAUGUGCACAAAGAGAUGGAAAAAUUGUCUGAUGAUCUUUCACAAUCGAGUAAGAAGACAAAAGCGUUAGAAGCUCAAUGUCAAGAAAUUGCAGAUCAGAAACAAACACUCAUUUACCAAAUGGAAACCUUACGUCGGGAAAUUACCGCCGCUUUAAAUGACCGUGACAAGGCUUUGAAAGAAUGCAAUGAAUUGCAGGAGAAAUUUGGUGAAUAUAAGGAAGAGAACAGAAGCAGUAUGAAAAACAGAUUAGAAUUUAGCCAACACUCUAAUGAUUCUGCGAACCGCGAUGUAUCUACCAAAGACUCAGAUACUUUCCACCGUGCACAACGUGAGCGGGAAAAUAAUGAAAAUUUAGAAAAUACUAAUCCAGAAAUAGAGCGUUUGAGAAAAAGCAUAGAAAAAUUACAAAGUGAGCUAAAUGAAGCAACUCAAGAAGCCGAAGUUUCUAAACGCAGACGCGAUUGGGCAUUCUCUGAACGGGAUAAAAUAGUUUUAGAACGCGAAAGUAUUAGAACAUUGUGCGAUAGACUGAGAAAAGAACGUGAUAGAGCUGUUUCGGAUUUGGCUGAGGCUCUGAGGGAUAGUGAUGAUAUUAAGAAACAACGUAAUGAAGCAUCUAAAGAACUUAAAGAAUUGAAAGAGAAGGUUGAAGCCCACAUUGAAAAGGAGGCUAGAACUACUAACUUUCAUCCAAUGCAUAACAGUGGCAAUAAUAGAUCUCAGGAUAGUGCUAUAGAUGCCGAUAUUCAGGAAUGGGAAUGUGAGGUUCUUGAUCUAGAUUUUUCUAACUCGGAACCCGGUGAUAUUGGAUUUGAUAUAGUGGGCGGGCGGAGUGAUCCUAGGUUUCCAAAUGAUUGUGCAAUUUUUGUGACCAAUAUUAUAGAAGGAUCACCUGCUGAUGGGAAAUUGAAAUUAUAUGAUUGUAUAGCUAGGGUUAAUAAUAUGGAUUGCAGUAAUGCAUCUCGAAGAAGUGUUCUAGAAGCUCUGAGAAAUUGUGGCUCACAAUGUACACUACUUGUGAAACGACGACGCUUACAUACGCGGUGCAUUUAUACGAUACAAUUUCCUGUUUCGAAUAAUAUGGACCAUGGAUUAAGUUUAGAGAGUGGUGUUUAUAUUUCUCAUAUCGCACCAGGAUCUCAGGCUGCGAAGGAGGGUUCACUUGCUGUUGGCGAUAGAAUAUUAACUAUAAAUAAUACGAGUAUUGAUGGUAUUAAGAACCCUAAUGAAGUCAUGCGUAUAUUGAAUGAUGUGAGAUACGAUAUGUUGACUAUAACAACAUUAAAACAAAUUCUACUCUCAAGUACUACAUCGCCAGCCAGAGAAUAUACACCAUAUAUUAGAGAUAAGUCUGCAUACAUGCAUCAGAGAAUGGUGAAUAGCUGCUCUCAAACAGAAGAUUAUAAAAAGCAUUUGGGGUUUGAACAGCCAGUAGUUCAACCAGAUAGACAUUACAUCGUUGCUCAAACUGAUGUUUAUAAGGCCUCUAGUACAAAAAGUCCUGAUAAAGGCGGUCACAAUUCAGGUCCAUGGGAGAUGAUUAGAGAAAAAUUUGAUGCCGUCAGAGGUAGGAAGCAUUCAAAAGAUAGGCAACGUAAUGAGAAGAGCAAAUAUCGUAAUAGUUCACCAAAUGCUUUAUCAAACAGUUACUGGCAGGAACAAGAUGCUAUUGCAGAAUUAGACUUUGUAAUUGAGAGCUAUAGAAAAAAUGGAAAAAGUGGAACAUCCAGCACAAAGAGCAAAAGUCGAUCAAAGGCUUAUUCAGAAUCCAGUAACAUGAAAAAUGGCGGUACAUGGCCCAAGGCACGUUCAAAUGUAAUCUUAGAUGAAAAUCCUACUGGCACAAUAAUACAACAUCCUAAACGUGAGAGGCCAGCUCUUUCUCUGUUUCAUGAAAAUCGAGAAGAUCCAAUAAAAAUUUCAGCUGAACAGCAGCAGCAACAACCAUUUUGCUGUCAAGCUAAUAAUCGGAAUUCAAAUCCUAUUCCAAUCAAUGUACAAGCACCUAUAAGUAAUGUCCUAAAUCGUCAUUCUGUAUAUAACAGUGUUGAUUAUCCAAUGUCUUCUGGUAGUAGUGGUAUACAUUAUAGCAAAUCAGGUCAACUUUUAUGUAACCAAAAGUCGUUUACACCAACUUCUGGUGCUUUUGAAAAAAUAGAUUAUGAUAGCGACAGGUUGGGCGCAGUCUCGCCGCAAUUGGACAUCAUGAAUGAGUAUAAAGGAACCGGACCAAUGGUAUUUUCGCCCAUCAAAUCGCCGAAUUCUAUGGAUAUACCAAAAAGUCAAAUUAGUAAAGAUAUUCAGGACUACUAUGGUACUAAGAAGUCAAAAAAUAUAAAAUAUUCUUCCGAUAAUGAGAGCCUUGGUCCAGAGAGUUUAAAUCCCAGCUUGAACAGUGUAUCUGGAAUAAUAAGCUCUCAUUCUAGGAUACAAUCACAAAUUUACUCCCCAAUCACAACUACUAGCAGCAUGCAUAAGAGUGGCCACUCUUUGCUGCCAUCACUACCAUACCACAUGGGCCACAUUAAUAAAGCACAACAACACAUAGCAAGGUAUCCUAGCCCAAUAAAUGUUGUCCAGAAUAGCCAGUCUGGGGAAAGUUUAGGACUAAGCUUGUCAGACAGGUACAGCUUUGAACCCCCUUAUGGCGCAGCAAAUUCAACCACAAUUGUUGGUAGUUGCCACACUCAUGGAUCUUCAGUGGAUCAUCAUCUCACAUCAUCACGUUCGAAGACUAAUCAUCAUCACAAUCGACAGUCAGCUGCUUUGCAUGGUAGAGACGAUCAUAACAAUGGGGCCUUGUUGGCUUAUCCACAUGGAUACGAAGGUGGUGGUACAUUUCCUAGAAAGAAAGAGAAUCAAAGAUUUCGAAUACCUUCGAAUCCUAGUGUUACAAAUAGUGGUGGAAAAGUGAGCACAGGUUCUAUAGAACGCACAUCAGAUCACGGUUCGCCGAUGCCGACUUUUCAUGUAGAAGUUUUAAGUCCAGGAAACAGUUCUCUUUCUAAUGGGAAACAUAGUUCUCUUCCAGAUUAUUGUUGCACUCAAAAACCUAGUCCAGGUGAACUAAGAAGGGUUCAUAUUGAUAAAAGCGUUGAGCCUUUAGGCAUUCAGAUUCAAUGUUUGGACAGUGGGGGUGUGUUUGUUUCUACUGUUACAGAAAGAAGUCUUGCUAGUCAGGUUGGUUUACAAAUUGGUGAUCAAUUGUUAGAAGUAUGUGGAAUUAAUAUGAGAUCGGCAACUUAUCAGUUGGCAGCUAAUGUUUUGAGACAAUGUGGAAAUUCAAUCACAAUGCUUGUGCAAUAUAGCCCUGAUAAAUAUCAUGAACUAGAAGGCGGCAUAAUUAGCUCUAGCAGUGGUGGCGAAGGCUUAAGUCGAAGUGGUUCUCCAACUCCUAGAAAUAGUCCACGUCCCGCUGUUAAGCAAAUAUCUAGCAGUGUACAGCAGGGAGGUGACAGUUCCGAUGGUGGGGGAUCAAGGGCCCAAGGACAGACUUUGACCAGGAGUCAAAUAGCACAAGCAGUCACAUCAUUACAACGACAGAGCGUCAUACAAACAAGUCGCCCACCAUUGCAAGAUCAAACUGUAGCAUUGCCUCUCCAGAACCAUCAUCAACAUUCACAACAGCAUCAGCAGCCCCAACAAACAGUGCAACAACUCCAACAGCAACAAACACAACAAAAUAAUGAGACCCGAUUUCUUUUUAUUGAGACCAGAAAAUGUUCGAACUUAGGUAUCAGUUUGGUGGGUGGAAACGCUGUAGGAAUAUUUGUUCAUAGCGUGCAAGCGGAUUCCCUAGCUCAUGGAGCUGGACUUAGGACUGGUGAUCAGAUACUUGAGUAUAACGGUUCUGAUUUAAGAAGGGCUACGGCUGAACAAGCGGCUUAUGAACUAGCCAAACCAGCUGAUAAAGUUACUGUUUUGGCUCAUUAUAAUAUGGAGCGUUACAAUGAAAUUAAAGAUAAACCAGGAGAUUCACUAUAUAUUAGAACGGGUUUUGAUCGUUUGGGAGACCUUGGCGAUUCAUUGCAAUUGCGGUUCAGUAAAGACGAUGUGUUAUACGUUGAUAACACAAUGUUUAAUGGGGUUCCAGGUCAUUGGAGGGCAUGGCAGCUGGAUUCCGAAGGACAUCGAAGACAAUGUGGAAUCAUACCUAGCAAAUACAAGGUUGAAGAGGAAUUGAUGUUACGCCGGUCUCUUGGGGACAUUGACAAUGAAGCAAGGAGGGGUUCUACUUCUGCGAGAAGAUCAUUUUUCCGGAGAAAGAAACAUCAAAGAAGUUCAUCGCGAGAUUCCAAAGAGUUAGCUAGCUUUAGUAACAUCACAUUGGGCUGGUAUUCUGAUUCCGGCGCACUGAACGAAGAAUGCGCCAGUUACCAGAGAGUCGAACGUCUUGAUUAUCCAGUGUUCAGGCCGGUGCUAAUUAUUGGUCCUCUGGCUGAUUGCGCUGUUGAUAAGCUGGUUGGCGAUUUUCCUGAUAAAUUUAAGCGAUGCAUACCUGAAGUGAUGCGGUACAAUCAAUCUGCUAUGGAAAAGGGCGUACAAGAUAACGUUUUUGUUGAUUUCAAGAAGAAGGGUGUUUAUUAUGAAUGUACCUCGGUCGCUGCUGUAAAAGAUAUCUGUGAUAAGAAUACACACUGUAUUUUGGAUAUAAGUGUAACAUCUGUUGAGAGGUUGCAUAGACAACAAAUUUAUCCCAUAGUAUUAUUAAUUAGAUUUAAAUCUGGAAAGCAGAUCAAGGAAGUUCAUGAUGCAAGGUAUCCAAUGGAUAAAGUGUCAGCUAAAGUAGCCAAAGAAAUGUAUGAACAUGCAUUGAAAUUGGAAACAGAUUUUAAACAUUUAAUUUCUGCUGUGAUUCCGGCUGGUGUAAGCAUUGCGUAUAUAUGUACGCAGAUUAAAGCGGCUGUUGAUUCUGAACAAAGCAAAACCCUCUGGGUUGCUCAAAACAAUUGAUCGAUUUGAAUAUUGUAAAUAUAUUAUUCAAAUUAUUGAAAUAGUUUAGCACAUAUUAAUAUAAUGCACAAAUGAGGAAAGGGUAAUUUAGAAUAUUUAUCUAACCAAAUAAAAUAACACCAAUGUUUUAUUCAUUACUCUAAAAUUAAGAAUAUAAUAUAUGAGAUAGUAGUGACACUAUAUUACAAAUUUAUUGCUGAAUUUUCAAAUCAACAAAGGAAUAAUACUGCGCAAAAAAACGUUUCGGGAAACAUUAAAUUAUUAUUUAAAUAAAGUAUGACUAUAUAUGUUUUGACAUAAAUUCCUGGUAACGGUUGAACUGGAUUGAAAUAAAUCAGUAGAUAGAAGUGAAACAAUGGAUUUUUAAUCUUUUGAUUGAAUAUUUGUAUAACAUAAAAAUUAUUGGUUGUUU
Molecule: messenger RNA, 6366 nt
Organism: Ctenocephalides felis (cat flea)
Lineage: Eukaryota; Metazoa; Arthropoda; Insecta; Siphonaptera; Pulicidae
Gene: Dlg5
Product: disks large homolog 5
Molecular function (GO): protein binding
Source: RefSeq, a predicted model, not a curated record